This is a messenger RNA of Erigeron canadensis, 1811 nucleotides long. RefSeq lists its product as uncharacterized. Lineage: Eukaryota; Viridiplantae; Streptophyta; Magnoliopsida; Asterales; Asteraceae. The transcript is spliced from 3 exons. Bases 38 to 1615 code for a protein of 525 amino acids. The record is from RefSeq and is a predicted model, not a curated record.
CAAGGGUGACAUUACCUAUUGGACAAUUGGGAGGAUAAUGAUGAUAUGUCUUACUUAUGGAAAACAGCUAGGAAUCGACCAUAUGGUUGUGAAGGGGUUUCAGUCAUUUCCCGCAUGGAAGUCAUUUGCUAUGAAAUUUUUUUCUGGUCGUUUGAAACAUGCCCAUGUUGCUCUACAACUCCAGUCUGUUUUGGAAGAUACUCUUGACCGCGAGUGGAGGCGUCCUGGCCCCAUAUAUAUAAACAGUGGCUCCAUAUCUAUUCACAGUAUUGUUUAUUUCUUGGACAGUAUUGUUUUCCACAUGUUUAUCUCUUCAGGGAUUUUUUUAACGACAAGAUCUUCUCUUGUCGGAUGGCUUGCACAAUUUCCCUCAACUGCUACUCCAAGUACAGAAGCGCUCAAUCACCUUAAUGAUAAUGUUGUAUACUUUAUUGUUGAUUUAGUUCAAGAAAUUCUUUUCAGUAAAGACUGCUCAUUAUCUUGGAUUCAAAAAUCAAAGAUUGAUCCCUCUUAUUACCAUCCAAUUUUAGCUUUGAAGCUGGCGAUGUUAAUAAGUUUAUUUGAGCUGCAAGCAGAAGAUAAUUCUAGACUCCUUGCUAGUAUGUUGCUUGGGAGUGAGAAUAUUGCUCAUUUGCUUCCACCGAAGUUUGUAUAUUGUCUUCUAAGGACCAGGAAGGAUCGUAAUUUGAACUUAUCUGUAGAUGCGGUUGCACAAGCUUUUCUAUAUGUAGAGGAUCCUCUCCUGAUUGUUAGUUCCAAAGGUAAGAUUGAGACUGAUGAUACUUGUGCUAUAUUUGUGGACUUUACAAAAUCUAAAGAGGAGAUACUGAACAUAGUGUUGGCUAAGAAAACCAUGCCUCGUGACUAUCAACUUCUUGAGAACUUUGGUGUCGAAUUUCCUUUACCUAGUGGGCCAAUUCCCGAGUAUCUGUUGUCUCCGGCUUCUAACACUUCAUCAGAAGAUAACCCGAACAUGAUGAAUUAUGUAUCAGAGAGCAGCAACACAACUGAGGCUCAUCAGUUGAGGAAUUAUUUAAAGGAAUUAGGUGCUGAAGUUAGCGAUGGAGGUGGUAACACUCGGGAUGUGAAUAACAAGAAGGGGAAAGGUAAAAAUGGGAAGAAGGGUAAAAGAAAUGGCCAGACUUCCUCAAACAAUGGUGAUCUUCAUCCACUUACCAUGAUGGCACCCGAAUUGCUACCAGCUUAUCUUAAAAACAUUGCUAAUUUCAUAAAUGAGAACAAAGGAGAGUCAUUGAGUUCAUCAUCUGCUAUAGCCUUGAUAAAUAAAAAAUCUGAAAUGAUUUUGCACGGAAUGGAGGCUAGUAUUGAGGAUUAUAAAUUCCGCGCGAAAGAAUGUAGAACGAAGCAUGUAAACUUAAAGAUUUGUGAGGUGCUUCGUUGUGAUGUUAAAAUGAGCAUAAAAGAGGAGUAUCUGCAACUGAUCUUGGAGAAGCUGCUGGAAAAUGGUUUGAUAAAGCUAGAUCCCACGACUCAGGAAUCAAAGGGUGGGCAAAUGGCAGUUUCAGGGAGCAGCAGUACCACUGAGGUUAUAGAAACACAAACAGAAGACCUGAAGACCAAGAAAGGGAAGGGAAAGAAGGGUAAAAAGAUAUGACGGGUUUGUAUGGCUUGUUUAUUCUGCUUUGUAAUAUGUAAUGGAAACUGCUUUCAAACUGUUUCUGAGCACUAGUCCUCUUUUCGGUAUCAACGGAGGGGCAGAAUUGUUACCAUAUAGAUGCAGUGAAUUAUUCCGGGACAUUUUCAAUGGUAGCUAGCUACUUUGAUGAUAUAUCACUGUCCCUUUUGGCUUU